AUGGCGACUCAGAGACACGGUUUCUUGCAAUCCCUCUCUCCCUUGUGCUUGCUGGAGCAGGUCUUCGACCUCUGCUACCCUUCCAUCCAGCGGGUUGUCUUCAAGCUGUUCAAACCGCCUCCUCCUCCUGGUCCAGACUACCUCAAGAACCCCAAGGGACGCAUAGCCGUCAUCGGCGCGGGCCUCACUGGGGUUUCAAGCGCGGCGCACGCCAUCGCCAAUGGCUUCGAAGUCGUGAUCUAUGAGCAGGACGAUAAGAUCGGAGGCAUCUGGGCCAACGUCAACAAGACGUCUGCCAUCCAGUUCCACGCGAUGCUGUACCGCUUCUUCCCGGGCGUACGAUGGACGAGCUCCUGCCCGAAACGCGACGAGAUCCUCUCGGAGAUCACACGCGUGUGGAAGGAGUACCACCUCGAGCCGCGAACGCGACUGAACACGCCGGUCACGUCCGUCAAGCGCGUCAAAGGGUCGGGCGAGAAGGUUACGAGCGACCCCGAGCACUCGCAGUCCAAGUGGAUCGUCAACGGCGGCGUGGACGGCGUGUUCGACGCGGUGGUGUGCACGAUCGGCACCUGCGGGCCGCCGCUUCGGAUCAACGUCCCGGGUAUGCCGGAGAUGGACCAGGACGCCAGCGGGGACUCAUCGGACGACGAGAAGAAGCAGGGCAUCGUCGACGCGGCGGUCUUCCAGGGUGACGUCAUGCACUCAUCCGAGAUCGACGGCGUGGACUUCGAAGGGAAGCGCGUCAUCGUCAUCGGGAGCGGGGCAAGCGGCGUUGAGGUGGUCGAGACCGCGCUCGAGAAGGGUGCCGAGGGAUGUGUGAUGCUCGCGCGCGACGAAAAGUGGAUCGUUCCGCGCAACAUCGUCUUCAACACGCUCCUCUCGGCGCAGCUGUUUGGACGCGAGAAGUUCGUGACGAGCGUCUGGGAGACGUGCGUGGCGUUCUUGAACUACCGCGGAGCGCCCGAGCUCGUCCCCGCGCGACUCCGUCUGUUCGAAACAACGCCGAUCGCCAACAACGAGUUCGUGGGGCUUGUCAGAGAUGGGCGCUGCGAGUAUGUGCGUUGCGACAUCGAGCGGCUGACGCGCUGCGGUGUGCGCGUCAAGCUCCGGGGGCGCGAAGAUAAGCCUGGCGAGGGGAACAAAGAGCGGGAGAUCCAAGGAGAUGUGAUCGUCUUGGCCACUGGGUUUAAAAAGCCGGCAGUCGACUUCUUCAAGGACGAUCUCUUCCCAGAGAGCUACGAGCGGCCGAACCUGUACAUGCACAGCUUUUCGACGGAAGAUUGGUCCGUGAUGAUGACGAACUCGACGUACGAGCACGGGCUCGCCACGGCAGGGCACUUCCACAUUGGGAUCUAUAUGCGCAUUCUCCUCACGUUCCUGAUGGAUCCUGCCACUCGACCCACCGAAAAGGACAUGAAGCUCUGGGUUGACGCUAAGCGCCGCAAGCGCACUGACACGCUCCGCUUCUUCACGUACAUGGAAAUGGUCGUGUGGAUUCUGCUGUUCUACAUCUUCCGCCUGGACAGGUUGAAGUGGUUCUUCUUCAUCAUGCACGGAUGGAGAAUGUACCCGAAGGACACCAAGAAGGCGGCUGCUGAAUAG
Messenger RNA from Epithele typhae, 1605 nucleotides. RefSeq names its product FAD/NAD-P-binding domain-containing protein. The transcript has 10 exons. The record is from RefSeq and is a predicted model, not a curated record. Gene Ontology annotation, molecular function: oxidoreductase activity. Lineage: Eukaryota; Fungi; Basidiomycota; Agaricomycetes; Polyporales; Epitheliaceae. Bases 1 to 1605 code for a protein of 534 amino acids.